This is a messenger RNA of Cantharellus anzutake, 250 nucleotides long. RefSeq lists its product as uncharacterized. NCBI's taxonomy places the organism in Eukaryota, Fungi, Basidiomycota, Agaricomycetes, Cantharellales, Hydnaceae. The record is from RefSeq and is a predicted model, not a curated record. The transcript has a single exon. The coding region runs from base 11 to 181 and encodes 56 amino acids.
CCCAGCUGCCAUGCCCAUUUCUGGAGAUCCUGCACCAUCUUACCCUCAGUUUUCUGUGGGACUUGCCUCCGAACCCCAUUCAACCUCCGCUGCCAUCUUCCCUCAUGCUCAGCCGGAGCCAUCGGUUCCCACAACUCAGGAUGGUGAAUGGUCACAUACUCCUACCGAAACCUCGGCUUGAAACUCUGUGGGGGAACUCUUUGUUUGUGUACGGUUUCGAUUAAACUAAUGAGCCAUUGCAUCGGUUAGG